Messenger RNA from Leguminivora glycinivorella, 1134 nucleotides. RefSeq names its product N-glycosylase/DNA lyase-like (gene Ogg1). Lineage: Eukaryota; Metazoa; Arthropoda; Insecta; Lepidoptera; Tortricidae. Gene Ontology annotation, cellular component: nucleus. Gene Ontology annotation, biological process: base-excision repair; nucleotide-excision repair; base-excision repair, AP site formation. The transcript is spliced from 6 exons. The record is from RefSeq and is a predicted model, not a curated record. Gene Ontology annotation, molecular function: damaged DNA binding; 8-oxo-7,8-dihydroguanine DNA N-glycosylase activity. The coding region runs from base 84 to 1082 and encodes 332 amino acids.
UACGCGCGGUUUCAACGCUGUUUAUUGUAUUUAAAUGAAAUAUUUGAAUUUAUCAAAUAACAAUUGAGUAAUUGUUAGACAAAAUGUCUUGGAACAAAAUUAUGUGUAAACAUCGAGAGGUUCAAUUGAUCGGAACCCUCAAUGGAGGUCAAAGCUUCAGAUGGACGUAUAAUCAAGAAAGUGAUGAAUGGAUCGGAGUUUUCUCAAAAACAGUGUGGAAAUUGCGUCAAAAAGAUGAUUGCUUACAUUACCAAGUCUUAGGUUCUCUGCAUAAUAAAACUACAAAAAAUAAAACAAAAGAAGUUAAGAACAAAGCAGAGGUAAAUGAGAACGGGUUAUUUACGAGUUUGUUGGAGAAAUAUUUUCGCUUGGAGGUAGACUUGGGGAGUUAUUACAAGAAGUGGUCAGAGAGUGACGAGCUGUUUAAAACGGCCGGGCAGCAGUUCUACGGCAUUAGGAUGUUGGCGCAGGAGCCCGUGGAGAACCUGUUUUCGUUUAUUUGCAGCCAGAAUAAUCACAUAUCAAGGAUAUCAAGUAUGGUGGAGAAAUUAUGUUCUAACUAUGGAGAAGAAAUCUGCAGCCAUGAGGGCACAACUUACUAUGCUUUUCCUGAAGUUGAAAAACUGUGUGAGCCAAAGGUGGAAUCUCAACUACGUGAGCUCGGGUUCGGCUACAGAGCCAAAUUUAUCCAGAAGUCAGCAGCGCAGAUAGUUGAGUGGGGGGGAGAGGAAUGGUUCAAGUCGCUCAAGGAGAUGAAAUACAAGGAUGCGAAGGUUGAGCUGAUGAAACUGCAUGGAAUUGGACCUAAGGUAGCCGACUGUAUCUGCCUAAUGUCUCUCCAUCACCUCGAAGCCUUGCCAGUAGACACUCACGUGUACCAGAUCGCGACGCACUACCUCCCGCACCUACGCGGCCGGAAGUCCGUCACCGACAAGAUGUACGCGGAGAUUGGCGACCACUUCCGGGAGUUGUACGGAGAGCUGGCCGGCUGGGCGCAUACUGUCCUCUUUUGUGCAGAUCUGAAGAAGUUUCAACAAAAUGGCGACGAAGAGUGUGUCAAACCGAAGAAAAGGAAAAAAUAAUGAUCUGUGAUACAUUUAUAAUGAGGACACAAAUAAAAACGUUGUAAGGUGA